AUCCGAGAUAAAGAAUAACAAAAAUAAAGAAUUAUCCAGUUUUCAUCUUGAAAGUUAAAGUUGUUUCUUGUAAGUGAUUUGUAAGCUUUAGAAUGGCGUCAGAGCAAGCAAGGAGGGAUAACAAGGUGACGGAGAGAGAAGUUAAGGUGGAGAAAGACAGAGUCCCGAAGAUGACGAGUCAUUUCGAGUCCAUGGCCGAUAAAGGCAAAGACUCCGAGAUGCAGAGGCAUCAAACAGAAGGUGGUGACACACAGUUCGUGUCGCUCUCAGACAAAGGGAGUAACAUGCCGGUUUCUGAUGAAGGAGAAGGGGAGACAAAGAUGAAGAGGACUCAGAUGCCUCACUCCGUUGGAAAAUUCGUGAUGAGCAGCGAAUCUGGGACGGGGAAGACGAAGGAUGAGAAAAAGGAGCAUGAGAAGGCUUCGCUAGAGGAUAUUCGUGGAUAUAGAGCCAAUGCUCAGCAGAAGUCGAUGGAUACGAUACGAGCAGCAGAGGAACGCUAUAACAAGGCCAAGGAGGGUUUGAGUCAUGGUGGGCAAGAAGCUCGUGGCAGAGGAGGUGAUGAAAAGGAGGGACAAUUAGGCCGGGACAGUGGUGUCCAUGUUUCUCACUUUAAGGGUGUUGGUAGUGGCGAAGGAGCUGCUGCUGUCUUCGGCCAUGAAGCUCGUGGCAGAGAAGGAGGAGAAAGAGAGGGUGGUGUCCAUGGUUUUCACGGGGAGAAAGCACGCCAUGCUGAUGUUUUGGCUGCCGGAGGUCAAGAGAUGAGAGAGCGUGAAGGUCAAGAAUCAGCCGGUGGUGGUGGCCGGAGUGCAACACAUACAGUGACUGAGAAAGGAAGGCAAGCUAAGGAAAGUGUUGGACAAGGUGCUCAGAAAGCGGGAAGCGCUGCAAGUGAGAAAACUCAGAGAGCUUCCGAUUACGUGACAGAGAAGGGAAGGGAAACUGGACAAGUGGCGGCUCAGAAAGGACAGGAGGCAAAGGAACAAGCUAUGAGAGCUAAAGAUUACAGUAUGGAGAAAGCUGGAGAAGCCAAAGACACGGCAGCCGAGAAAGCUAAGAGAGCUUCCGAGUAUGCGAUGGAAAAAGGAAGGGAAACGGGAAACACUGCCGCUGAACAGGCGGCGAGAGCGAAAGACUACACACUGCAGAAAGCACUUGAAGCAAAAGAGAUUGCGGCUGAGAAAGCUCAAAGAGCUUCCGAGUAUGUGACCGAAAAAGGAAAAGUAGCCGGAAACGUUGCAUCUCAGAAAGGACAAGAGGCAGCUUCAAUGACAGCAAAAGCAAAGGAUUACACUGUUCAGAAAGCAGGUGAAGCGGCUGGGUACGUUAAAGAAGCUACGGUGGAAGGAGGAAAAGGAGCGGCACAUUACGCCGGAGUUGCAGCUGAGAAAGCGGCGACGGCUGGGUGGACAGCGGCACAUUUCACUACAGAGAAAGUGGUGCAAGGGACGAAAGCGGUUGCUGGUACAGUGGAAGGAGCGGUGGGGUACGCAGGGCAUAAGGCGGUGGAAGUAGGAUCUAAGGCGGUGGAGUUGACUAAGGAAAAAGCUGCGGUGGCUGCUGAUACGGUGGUUGGGUAUACGGCUAGGAAGAAAGAAGAAGCUCAACACAGAGACCAAGAAAUGUACCAGGGAGGUGAGGAAGAGAAGCGCCCAGGGUUUGUCACAGAAGAAAGGAGAGGCUUUGGAGAAGAGUAUGGAGAACAACGAGGGAGUGAGAAAGAUGUCUACGGGUAUGGAGCAAAAGGAAUGUCCGGAGAAGCGAGGAGAGAUGUUGGGGAGGAGUAUGGAGGAGAAAGAGGGAGUGAGAAAGAUGUCUUCGGAUAUGGAACAAAAGGAAUGGUCGGAGAGGAAUACGGAGGAGGAAGAGGCAAUGAGAGAUAUGUCCAAGAAGAAGGUGUUGGAGCGGGAGGAGUGCUUGGGGCAAUCGGCGAGACUAUAGCUGAGAUUGCGCAGACGACGAAGAACAUAGUGAUUGGUGAUGAGCCUGGGAGGACACAUGAACGUGGAACUACUGAUCCUGAGUAUAUGAGACAACAACAUGGACAACGUUGAUGAAGAAAUGUUUUUGGGUUUCUUUUUGCUUUUCUUAAAAGGGUCUUUUGUUUUUUUUUUUGUAUGUUAAUAAAUCUCUGUUUCAAAGAGUUUUAUGGUAAAUAACAAAAACCUCUGUUUCUGUUUAAAGGUUUGAAGAAUAUAUCAGUGGUUGGUUCCU
Molecule: messenger RNA, 2214 nt
Organism: Capsella rubella
Lineage: Eukaryota; Viridiplantae; Streptophyta; Magnoliopsida; Brassicales; Brassicaceae
Product: late embryogenesis abundant protein ECP63
Exons: 2
Coding region: 93-2054 (653 amino acids)
Source: RefSeq, a predicted model, not a curated record